AUGGGAAAGAAGAGAAGGAAUGUAACUGAUAGGACUGGAAAAACUGUAGAAAGUGUAACAGAAAAUAAGCAACCACGUACAGUGAAAUCGAGGAAUAAUGGAGAUGAAGGUCCUUUGAAGAAGAAUAAGGCUGAAGUGCCAACAGAGGAUCUGCCUGGAACCUCCUCUGGCACUGUCCGAGCAAGAGUUGAACACAAAAGCACCCUUGAACUAAUAGAGAAUGAGGAAGAAGAAAUGGCAGUGGUAGGUCAUGACCAUUCUCCUGGUCCAUCACCCAAAAUGGAAUCAAGCGGCAGUCCAUCUGGAAGUGCAUCUACUAAAAAGUGUCAAACUUCAGAUUCUCAGACAGUGAAUAAUGUCAUAAGCCAAAGUGCCACAUCACCACAGACUACACAGCAAGCUUCGAAGCGUAGAACGCCUUGUAUGUUUGCUGACAGCUGCUACAGAAAAAAUCCAGUGCACUUUCAGGAGUUCAGUCAUCCUGGUGACAGUGAUUACCUUGACGUGGAGAGUGGAAGUCAGGAUGACAAUGAUGACAGGCCAGAGUGUCCCUACGGUACUGAUUGUUACAGGAAAAAUCCACAGCACAAGCUGGAAUACAAGCAUACUAGACCACCAGGCAGGCGGCUAAGGAAAAGAGCUGCAAAGAAAGCCAAAAAUGCUUUGGACGAUGACAGUGAUAAUGAUGGGGAGCCCAAUGAGUACGACCUAGAGGACAGCUUUAUUGAUGACGAAGAGGAAGAGGACUUCACCGAUGAGGAUUCAGACUGGAUGCCAGACUCUGAAGAAAAAGACAGUGAAGACGUGAACCAGCUGGUAAAAGAAGCAAAGCGAUUUGUCAAAGCAAAGCACUGAUUUCAGUUUUUACCCCUUUUUAUUGUUUGUAAAU
This is a messenger RNA of Nanorana parkeri, 889 nucleotides long. RefSeq names its product aprataxin and PNK-like factor. Gene Ontology annotation, cellular component: site of double-strand break; nucleus. Gene Ontology annotation, biological process: double-strand break repair. The record is from RefSeq and is a predicted model, not a curated record. Gene Ontology annotation, molecular function: 3'-5' exonuclease activity; DNA-(apurinic or apyrimidinic site) endonuclease activity. NCBI's taxonomy places the organism in Eukaryota, Metazoa, Chordata, Amphibia, Anura, Dicroglossidae. Bases 1 to 855 code for a protein of 284 amino acids. The transcript is spliced from 7 exons.